AUGGCGGCGGCUGCUGCCUCCAUGCUGAAAACAACCUUCUUCAUCCUUAAACCCACAUACAAAAUCCCAAUCUCCUCUCUGUUUCAAUCGCCUUUCAUCCGAUCGAUACCCAACAAACGAACCCUACACUCCAACAACCGACGGCAUUACCAAUUGACCCGCAAAUUCUGCUCUUCACAAUUAACCCAAGAGCAAUCCCACACCAGUCGCUCCAACGUCAUCGAAAUACUUGAAGAAAGAGGCCUACUUGAAGCCAUCACCGGCGAUAACCUCCGUUCAAUUUGCACAGAUUCAUCUCUUCGGGUCUACUGCGGCUUCGACCCUACCGCCGAAAGCCUCCACCUUGGUAACCUCAUCGGAAUCAUCGUCCUGUCAUGGUUCCUCCGAUGCGGCCACUCCGCCGUCGCCCUCGUUGGAGGCGCCACCGGUCGGGUCGGUGAUCCAUCCGGUAAGUCCCUCGAACGCCCUGAACUCGAUAUUGCAUCCCUAGAACGAAACAUCGCGGGUAUCUCCGAUAUAAUCCUGAAAGUCCUCGGGCAUAUAUCAACCGAUAACAAUUCAAUCAAGGUUUUGAACAAUUACGAUUGGUGGAAAGACGUGAAAUUGCUCGAUUUCUUGAAAAACGUCGGGAGAUUCGCUAGGGUUAACACAAUGAUGGCUAAAGAAAGUGUGAAAAGAAGAUUAGAAGCCUCCGAUCAAGGUCUAAGCUACACCGAGUUCACUUACCAGCUCUUACAAGGCUAUGACUUCGUUCAUUUGUUCAAAUCCGAAAACAUCACAGUUCAAAUCGGCGGAUCAGAUCAAUGGGGAAACAUCACUGCUGGAACUGAACUAAUUCGAAAGCUUCAUCAAUCCGAUUCUGCUUAUGGUCUCACAUUCCCUCUGUUACUAAAAUCCGACGGCACAAAAUUCGGGAAAUCAGAAGACGGGGCAAUCUGGCUUUCACCAUCGAUGCUAUCACCUUACAAAUUCUACCAGUAUUUUUUCUCAAUUCCUGAUUCCGAUGUUGUGAGAUUCUUAAAGAUUCUUACGUUUUUGAGCUUGGAUGAGAUCAAGGAGAUUGAAAUCGAGAUGAAAUCAACCGGGUAUUUGCAGAAUUCUGCACAGAAAAGGUUGGCUGAAGAGGUGACGAGAUUUGUUCAUGGGGAAGAUGGAUUACAGGAGGCGAUUAAGGCUACUGAGGCUUUGAAACCAGGGUCUGAGACCCGAUUGGAUUGGAAGACGAUUGAGGGUAUUGCUGAAGAUGUUCCUUGUUGUUCUUUGAGUUAUGAUGAGGUUUUGGAUCUUGGUGUUGUUGAUUUAUCAGUUUCUACUGGAUUGAUUGAGAGUAAAUCGGCUGCAAGGAGGCUGUUGAAGCAAGGGGGAUUGUAUUUGAAUAAUGGGAGAGUUGAUAAUGAAGGAAAGAAGAUUAGUGUUGAUGAUAUUGUGGAUGGGAAAGUUCUGUUGUUGUCUGCUGGAAAGAAGAACAAGAUGGUUGUAAGAAUUGCAUGA
This is a messenger RNA of Lactuca virosa, 1491 nucleotides long. Lineage: Eukaryota; Viridiplantae; Streptophyta; Magnoliopsida; Asterales; Asteraceae. The record is from the annotation of a GenBank genome assembly.